UCGGUCAAGUCGCACAGACGAGUAGUAGUGACUUAGUCAAGUAAACAAACAAUCAAGUUGAGUGAAAAAUAAAGUGACCAAUAUUUUCAAAAGUGACAGUGUUUUGUUUUAUUGUGAAUUUAGUACCUGCAUGUGAGGUGCAGUUAAGGUAAAACAAUAAAAUGCAGCGGUUGACUGUAUCUCACAAUAAAAUUGUCGUCUGAAUAUGACUAAAAUAUGAGAUGCCUUCCUGACAUUUAGGAGCUGCGAGCGACAGAGCAAACACACAUACACGACAUGUAAACAAUCGUCGCGAUGCUCCUAACCAUCUGCAAAUCAUGCCAGUACUGCCUGGAGACUAUGUACUGGAAAUGCUGCGAAGAAAAGUUCUGCUUUGACAAGAAAAUCGCCGCCUACAAACUAGACGAUGAUAACCCGAACGCGUACUCGAACGGCUACGCUAACAUGGGUGCGAGCCUGGACAGCGUGGUCACGGAGCAGCCCACCAACAACAACCACCUGCAGCAGCGGGACAUCAUCGGGCGUCAGCUCAACGAGCUGCCUAUACAUGCUGACAAACUGUAUGAGGUAUUCUCCAAAUCUAUGAUAUUUAGAGAUGACCAGGAAUUAAAAUCAAAAGGCAGCGACGAUUCACUUGACGAACUAGAAACGAAAUCUGAACCAGACUAUUUAGACAAACCAAAUAGAACCAAAGUAUAUUUCGAAGAUGAAGUGGAUUCUCCAGUCACCGACUUUGAAAUUAUGUUCAAAGAUGAACUUCUCGCAGGUCACGACAUGUUCAAAAUAGAGGAAGAAGAGGAAAGUGAUAGUAAAAGCCAAGAUGCUGAAGAGGGCUUAGUUAUGAAUGUUGAAGUAAAGAAACAGGACGUAAUAAAACCUACUACAGUAACUGUCAAAGAUGAAUCCAAGAUUACCACCCAAAGUUCCAUUUAUAAGUACGAUCCCGUGUCAAUUGUGGCCUUACCAUCUACACUGUCUUUACCAAGAGUAGAAAGCGUUAAGGGAAUUCUAAGAUUAAGAGGUGAAAGUAUGCCUAGAAGUUUCAGUGCCAGGACUUUGGAAAGAGUAGACAGUGGCAGUAGAUUAGCCAAACCAAUGCUUAACAGAGUAGAGAGUUUGAAAAAUAUAGACCCUAUGAAAAUGAAUAAAGUUUUAUCACGAGUUCCACACAGGAGCGCAUCUUUCUUAAAUAUACCAGAACAUUUAAUACCAGAGAAGCCUCCUUUAAUGAAGAGUAAAUCUACAAUAGGUAUGACAUCUUUAGAACAAGAUGUUAAAUUAGGAAGAUUGCCGGACACACCAAUAAUCAGGAGUAAUAAUCUGCCGAGAUUCUUCGCCGAUAGUCCUUCACUCCCGGAAUAUAAGGGUGAUACGAGCUUGCAAAGCAUUAAACAGAAAUCUGCUCAAAUGUUGCAAGAGGACUAUAGUAUGCCAAGGUACUACGGUGCAGCAAUACCAAUGGAUGCAGUGCCGGUCCAUGAAAGCAAAUCUAUGCCUGAUUUAAGGAGCCCCACCUCGACUGGUAAAGUUAGUAAAAGGUUAGUGAAAUUACGAAGCAGGCUGAAGCCUCUGGUUAUUAGAAAGAAUUCAGAUGAGAGGUUAUAAACAAAACUACUUACUGAAUUAGAAAAUCUACUUGCUUCUUUGUUUAUGGAAGAUGAUGAUUUUGUAUUAUUUUGAAUCGGAUAAGUAGGUACUGAAACGAACACAUUAUUUACUAUACCUAGAUAUAUUUGUUACUCGGAAACAUAAAGAAGAAAAACAGUCUAGACAAUAAUUUACUAAAAUCAGAUAAAUUGUGAUGAAUGAGAAUAAUUGUGAUUUAUUAUGGUAUAAUAGUAUUAAUUUUAGUUAAAAAUUAUACCUGCACUGGUGGCCAUUUCCAAUGUGCAAUUGAAUUGUUUCUAUACAUAAUUAAAAAUAAAUUUCCUAAGUACUUACUAAAAUUAUGUGUUUAUGAGUGUCAGUUUUCUGUGUUGUAUUCAUAAUGUCAUUUUUUAAAUGGAAGUAUAGUUUCUAAAACCUGAUUUAAGUUACCUUUUUGUGUGUGAAGAUGGUGUGAAGCCUAUCUACUAGUAUUGUAAGUAUUUAAUAUUUUAAUAUUGUCACAAAUAAAUGUAAUAUUGAAUAUGACGUACGUAUUAUUAGGAUUAGUUUGAUCAGUAUUUAUUGCUCAAAUAUUAAGUACCAUGAUAAAAGUAACU
This is a messenger RNA of Leguminivora glycinivorella, 2204 nucleotides long. RefSeq lists its product as uncharacterized. The transcript has 6 exons. NCBI's taxonomy places the organism in Eukaryota, Metazoa, Arthropoda, Insecta, Lepidoptera, Tortricidae. The record is from RefSeq and is a predicted model, not a curated record. Bases 295 to 1605 code for a protein of 436 amino acids.